Molecule: messenger RNA, 1173 nt
Organism: Selaginella moellendorffii
Lineage: Eukaryota; Viridiplantae; Streptophyta; Lycopodiopsida; Selaginellales; Selaginellaceae
Product: RNA polymerase II C-terminal domain phosphatase-like 4
Exons: 1
Coding region: 1-1173 (390 amino acids)
Cellular component (GO): nucleus
Molecular function (GO): RNA polymerase II CTD heptapeptide repeat phosphatase activity
Source: RefSeq, a predicted model, not a curated record
AUGGCAAGGAAGCGAGAAAGGAGCGAGUGUCCUCCACACCCAGGUUUCAUAAAGAAUCUUUGCUUCCAGUGUGGCCAGCCAAAACCUGAGAGUGAUGGUGGCGAUGGCGAAGGUGAUGCUACACAGGGCUUGCUCUACCACAAGGACUUUGCGGAAUUCCAGAUCUCUCAGGGCAGUUUCGAGAGGCUCCGGGAAGAACAAGCCCAGAGGGCACUCGAGCAUCGCAAGCUCAUGCUGGUGCUCGACUUAGAUCACACGCUCGUGAACUCGGCCAGCUUUGACGAAGUUUGCGCCGAGGAGAAGCCCUUCCUGGAGAGCAUGUACGCGAGAGAUCCACCCAAAGGGCGAUCGAAGCUCCUCCACAAGCUCGACGAUUUGCAGCUAUGGACGAAGAUCCGGCCGUUUGCGCUGGAGUUCCUGGCCCAAGCGAGCAAGCUCUUCGAUCUCUACGUCUACACCAUGGGAACGAGGAUCUACGCCGAGGCAAUGCUCAAGCUCUUGGAUCCCACUGGAGUGCUUUUCAAGGGGCUGGUCUCCAGGAAUGACAACGAUCUCACGGAUCAUCGCGACAGGAAAGACUUGGACACUGUUCUUGGGCAGGAAUCGAGCGUCUUGAUCGUGGAUGAUUUGCCGGAAGCUUGGCCCGAGGAGCAGCACAAGAACUUGAUCCAGAUCGAUCGCUACCACUUCUUCUCGUCGAGCUGCAAGAGCUUUGGCUUUGACGAGAGCUCCAGCCUGGCGAGGAGAGGGAUUGACGAGAGCCACAGCGGCGGGAGCCUGGCGAGCCUCUUGCAAGGGCUCGAGACGAUCCACCGCGAUUUCUUCCAGUAUGGCGAGUUUUCCUUCCUGGAAGACGUGCGAGACACCGUGAGCGAGCUGCGCAGCCAUAUCCUCGAGGGCUGCAAGCUCGCGUUUAGCAGCGUGGUGCCCAUCGAUUGCGAGGAUUCGCUGUGGAUCUUGUGCGAGGGUCUGGGCGCCGAGUGUGUGCUCGAAAUUGACGAUUCCGUGACACACGUUGUGGCGAUGGAUCCGGAGAGCGCUAGGGCGCGUUGGGCAGUGGAAAAUGGGAAGCAUCUUGUCAAUCCCUCCUGGAUGCGAGCAGCGGCUUUUAGACUGGGCAGGCCCAGAGAGUCCGAGUUCCAAGUGCGCAGACUAGGUCUCGAAGAACCCUAA